AUGAAUUUCAAAGACAGGUUACUUGGUAGACCGUCCGUAGACGACAGGAGCGCACGCGAGUCCUUGGCGCUGCCGAAAUUCUCGUUCGAGGGUGACGAUCAUCCGCUCGUCAGCACCGAGCGUCUGUUCCGACAGUGGCAGCAAGAAGAAAACUCAGGCUACGAAGCUGGCCACGAGAUCAUGGAGGAGGGUCUUAGGAAAGGCGAAGAGAUUGUUAUCACCUGGGACGGCCCGAACGACCCUCGCAACCCCCUCAACUGGAGCAACAAACGCAAAUGGGUAGCUACAAUACUCGUGUCGCUCUUUACAUUCAUUUCGCCUUUCUCAUCAACUAUGGUGACUCCUGCGUUACCAAGUAUUGGAGAUGACUUUGAUAUACCAGAAGGUUUCAUGCGCCAAUUGGUCAUGACCAUCUUCCUUCUUGGCUAUGCUCAAGGACCCUUCGUCUUGGCGCCUUUAAGCGAGAUCUUCGGACGUGUUACGGUGUUGCAGUAUGCCAAUCUUGUGUACCUGCUUUUUAACACGUGUUGUGGGUUUGCGCGGACCAAGGAGCAGAUGCUUGCUUUUCGGUUUCUUAGCGGCCUAGGCGGAGCGGCGCCGCAAGCUCUGUGUAGUGGCGUCCUCGCUGAUACCUGGUCAAAAGAAGAACGUGGAAAAGGCCAGGCCAUCUAUGGUAUCCUGACAUGGCUGGCACCCUGUGUAGCCCCCAUCUGCGGCGCCUACAUAUCUGAGGGCGUAAGCUGGCGUUGGAUCUUCUUCGCAACCUCCAUCUUCACCGUCUUCGUGCAGCUCACCGCCCUCUUCUUCCUUUCCGAGACCUUCGCCCCCGCCAUCCUAGCCAAGAAGGCAAAAGCUGUCAGGAAAGCGAUGAAGGGCAUACGGGACGACGUAGUCGUGCGAACAGAGUUCGAGACCGGCGAUCGCAUGAGCAAGAUAUUGAGGAAAAGACUCAUUCUGCCGUUCAUCAUGAUGUUCACGCAUCCUGCGACCCAGGCACCUUCGAUAUAUCGCGCAUUCCUGUACGGUGUUAUGUAUCUAAUGCUUUCAACAUUCCCGAUGGUCUUUGAGGAUGUGUACGAUAUGGAUACUGGGCAUGCGUCGCUCAAUUACCUAUCACUCUGUUUGGGCUUCAUGAUCGGGUUGCAGAUUUCACAUCCCCUCAUGGAUGGGUUGUAUGCUCGGAUGAAAACGUACUACAACCUCACCGAAGGCCUACCUGAGUUCCGCGUCCCGCCUAUGCUCAUAGCAGGUGUUGUUUGCCCUAUUGGUCUCUUCAUCUACGGCUGGAGUGCUCAGAACGAAGUUCACUUCAUCGUCCCCAAUCUCGGCGCCGUCAUCCUCGCCAUCGGCCUGAUCAUCGGCUUCCAGUGCUCGCAAGCUUACACCACUGACGCAUACGAAGCACGUUACGCAGCAUCUGCAGCCAGUGUAGGAGCCUUUAUGAGGACGAUGUGUGGCUUUAGCUUUCCACUUUUCGCGCCGCAAAUGUAUGAAACGUUGGGUUUGGGAUGGGGAAACAGUCUAUUAGCAUUCUUGACGAUGACAUUGGGGAUUGUGAUGCCGAUAGGGCUUUGGUUUUAUGGGGUUAAACUUAGGAAGAUGAGCUGGAGAGGUUUGGAGUAG
Molecule: messenger RNA, 1623 nt
Organism: Alternaria atra
Lineage: Eukaryota; Fungi; Ascomycota; Dothideomycetes; Pleosporales; Pleosporaceae
Exons: 4
Coding region: 1-1623 (540 amino acids)
Biological process (GO): transmembrane transport
Molecular function (GO): transmembrane transporter activity
Source: RefSeq, a predicted model, not a curated record